GCAUCUUUUCAAACAGCAGCUCCAGCAGUCCUUGAGUUUUCGGAUAGAGCGUGCCGCCUAUGCGAACGGAAUCGCGCUCGAAGCUUAUCGAUAAAGAAUCGCCGCUUGCAGAUCUACUUUGUUGUAUAUUCACAAAGUCUUAACAUGGAGGUCCAGACGCUAACUUGCUUGCUAGUUAUCAUGGUGCUGGCAUUUUUGCACAUAAGUAGUAGCGAACUCGAAAAAAUUGGGCAGCUCCCAGCCACGACUUUAGUCAGAUUUUAUGCGUAUAGGCACGUGUCUAUCAUUUACUUCAAAAUACCACUGGAUAUUGCACUAGCAAGAUGGAAGUUUCAUGCGAAUGAAGUCAAGACUGGUGGCAUUUUCCGAUGCACACCCCAGAACAUUACUGUCCACAUCAAGCCUGGCAGCAUUCCGUUCGUAAAUCCUGACAAAUCCAAAGUUCCGGAGAAUCUCCUGGAGGCGCGAUUUCCUCAUCAUAGCUUGUUCUUUACGAGCGAUGGAACACAACAGGUGCAGAACAUCACCGCACCCAUGCCCGGAGAUUGGUUUGCGAUUGCGUUUCGCUCUUGGUCUGACCCUAAUGACGGCAAGAUUGAACAACAAGGGAUCAGCGCGUCCUGUGAGACUAUUCUCGACGCGGAAGUCGAUGUGGAGCGUGAAGCAAGCCUACAGCUGGCUGUGAAUGCCAGGCAACCAAAUAUACGCUUAGCAAGCAUCGGGGAUUUAUCGAGAGUACGAUUUCUAAUGCCAAACAACGUAAUUGAGUCAAGUAUCACUAUUUUUUCCUCAUCUGGGGUAUCUUCGGAAGUCGAGGUAAACGUAACGGCCAACUCCUAUAUUUCAUCUAAAGGCACUGAGCUCGCUCAAACAACUUUGAAUUCAUCAACGGCGGUGUCAGUUCCCUUCAAGGUUUGGACAAACGCCUUUCACUACAUCACAGUCCGUCUUCUAUCUGGUUCUUCCACUGACGUCUCUGUCGUUCUCAACAACAGUGUCCAACGUUUUUCUGAUGCUACCGUGGUCAGAUUGACCAGAAAAUCGUACCCAGAUUUUUUCCUAUUUGACUACGAAUACCUUGUAGACAACCAGACGAAAUCCUCAUCCGUGCAGCUGACUACGACUUCAACCAGUGUUUUCUCCUUCGAGAUAAAUUCGAUCAGUGAUACCGGUGGAACUCUAACCGUCGCUCUUAGGCUAAAGGACAAAGGAAAGUCUGAGCCAGAAAAUUUUACAGUCUUCGGUUGUGUCCACCUUGGAACAUUACAGGACAUCUCUCCGGAGACUGGACGCUGUUUUUCGAAUAUUAUGGAGUCCAAGCUUCCAGUCCUUGUAACCUCAAAGACUGAUCCCGGCCCUAUCUACGUCCAUAUACCCUUUCCGGAACCUGGCUUAUGGUACCUAAGCCUGAGAGCUUUUUUGCGUUCUAUGAACUGCACCUGUCCCGAGACCUGUCAAGAAAACUCUACAAUGUGUCCUUGCCUGAUCCCUGCUUCCGGUACAGUUGAAAUGAGCGUGGCCUCUUCGCCAUGUAUAGAAGGAAACUGCGGAAUGCAUGGACGCUGUAUUCACUACAUGAAUGGAGGUUUUGUGUUUUCUGGAUGCCACUGCCUACGGGAUUAUAGAGGGUUUGACUGCACUGAUGAUCAGUACGUUCAAAACGAUUCAUCAGUACUCAUAGGUCUGCUAAUGCUUACCUUGAGCAACCUGGUCUUCGUGGGAUCCAUCUAUUUUGCUCUUCAUAGAGCCUAUUAUGCAGAGGCAUUGAUUUAUUUAGCGGUCAUGUUUUUUUCCACCUUUUACCACGCCUGCGAGUCCGGCGAGAGCGUUUACAACUUCUGCAUAAUGCGAGUUGCCGUCCUCCAGUUCUGUGACUUCUUCACAGCGCUCCUUGCCUUCUGGGUCACCCUUGUCGCCAUGGUCGGUUUGACCCCCCGGUCAACGGCCAUCUUGGACCUUGGAGGUGCCGUCGUCCUAGCUACAUGUGCGGAACUCAAUAGAACAGCACUUUGGGUUUUCAUGACGCCCACGAUCACAGGUUCAUGCUUAGUGGCUUUUUUUUGGAUUAAACGCUGUCGGGCAAGAAACACGAUUCAUUAUCCGGCCAAGUGCUACCAAUAUUACUAUUUCCCAGCAGGAAUCGGUUUGGUCACCUUGGGACUUAUUUGCUACGCCUUUCUGCAAACUCAGAUGAAUUACAGUCUAGUGCACAGCUUUUGGCAUAUGGCAGUGGCUGGCGGUGUAAUGCUACUGCUGCCUAAUCGCAAGCACUUAAAAUGAGACGAAAUUUUAUUCAGAAUUUCAUUAUUUGCUUUAUGUAUCUCCUACAAUUCUGUGAGGAAUACCACCGCAACAUAUAUUGUCUAACCAAAACAAAGAAUUCAACUCUUGGGUGUUUUUCUACACCCCAAGUCAACAGUUUUACAAAUAAAUACACUUCCGAAUUACAAAUUUAGGUUAAAUAAUAAAGUAUCGGGAUGAAGGAUAACGAACCAACUUUCAGUAACCAAGGAAUUAGACUUGGAAGUAACUCAAAGUGUUCCGAAGACUUUCAAAAUCUCAAAUAUACCAAAAAUUCGGGUCACUGACGAGGCAAAUACAUUAAGUUAUGUGCACAAAUUGUACAGGGAAGAGAAUCUCAACUAGAGGGAAAUGUUGUUACGCAAUGUAAUAUCUCUUCACUAUCAGUGGAUAUCCAUUAUUUAGAAUAAGUUUUGAUGAAAUGUUUGUUAAAGGUGGUAAGAUAUUUGAUCUUAAACCGAAUCGUGGAUCAUUCUGAUCCAAUGUUAAAUGCCAUUCAAUUUACAGGCAGUUGCAUUCAUUUAGACGUAUUGAAGUAUAAAAUAUAGGCUAGUAGUCCAAACAUUCGCCUUAUAUCGUAUACAAAAGUGUUAGAUUACACCUCAGUAAUGAACAUGAGCAUAGCCAAGCAUGUAUCGAAAUAUUACUACGUAUGUUGUAACGAUCAGCUAUGAGCAGUACCCAUAACUGUUAGCUACAUAGUAAAGAUACGACGGGCACCGACAACCACCGAGAUUAGCCGACGUCACCCGAAUUCAGAGGCCACUGACAGAAUGCAGCGGACUUGCGGAACACGGACAUGGUGAAGGCACGGCAGACACCGAGGACAAUCGAGGUUAGUGAACGUAACUCACACGGAGUUAGAAGAUACAGACGGGAAGCAGAGGCAGACUCGCUAGACACGGACAUGGAAUCGCGAGACUGACCGCGACGGUGCACCAGGGGUACUCGCCAGCAGAUCUCAGGCAGAGCGCCGCGCUGUUUUAUUUUGCUACGGGACAUUGUUCAUCUAGAACAUGUUCAAGAACUUAGAAUCAAAUAGUAUCGGUUUGAGUAUUCAAGCAUAGCGCUUAGAUUCUUUAAUUAAAUUUUAAUCUUGAACCGAUAGAGUCCACGACAGCACGGAAUUUUAAAUGAGCUGGAAUUGCAGAGUAUGGAAAGGUAGAAGAGUUAGGGAAAAUUUAACAUUGAGAUCACAGGAGCAGAAUCUACGAAUCCUGUAUUAUUUUUAUUUUACUUUAAUGUUUGUAUGAUUUUUCUUCUGAAGAUUCUUAUUUUUUGUAUCAUUUUCUCUGAAUGUAAUCUUUGAUUAAUUGACUCGUUCUUAGAAAAUUUCAUCACAUCUGUACUUCAGUUCGUUAUCACUAUCGGUUAGAGUUGAUAUUGGAUAGAAUUAACAGAUGGCGUGCAUUCAUCACGGUGGUUGGACGGCGCUGUGAAAACCGUGUUCGGGACCAAUACCUGGCAAAACGCAGCCUGACCGGCAGCCAUGGCUACCGUCUUGGUCUGCAGUUUAGCUAUCGUAUUUAGUUAAUCAGAGGUUGUCAGCUCUGGCUUCUGUGCCAAAGUCUGAGCACGGAGGUGGCUCCAAUUUUCCCGAGUCCACGAUAUAGAAGGGAGCACUGGCUUGUGAUCGUGUCUCCGACUAGGUAACAACGGUUAGAAACCCUUGUCUCUGAGAGAGAGAGCAAUGGCCUCAAGCCCUUGUUUUCUGAAGCGAGCAACAGUGACAAACGCUUGUCUACAAUCAAAGCAGCUCUGGUUAUUCCCAAGUCUGCAACAGCUCUUAGAGAUUGAUCCUACGCUUAGCCUAUCAAAGUGUGUACUAUUCAUUUAAUUAAUUCUUACUCAUUACAGCAUCUGAGACAAAGACAUUCACAAUAACACUACGUUCCCACAAGCAUUGACUCCGGGAACAGCCCGCACACGUAACAAUAUAUUGUAACAAUUUUUGUUAGAACCUGUUACUAGGGUUAUCUAACGCACACCUUAGUGUGUAUCAUCAGAUUUUUUUAAAAAUAAAUCGAUGAAUCUCAUUAGUCAGAUGCAUAUAAUAAGGUCGUGUGUUCAGAAUUCCAUUUCGUCAACCCAUAUCCCCAUUUAAAUUGUAAUUCUCUCCUUUCUUUACGGCUUCGCAUUUACUCACAUAAAAAUAGAUCGUUACACCGUGACUGGCCAGCUUUCUUUGAUUUUUAACGCAAUUCUAAUAUAUUUGGACUUGAAGUGUAGUUGAUUCUCUAAUUUAAGUAAGAAUUGUGACCUCAUUUUUCUUAUAUUCCUUUCGCAUUUUUAGCACUCAGUCUUGUGGUUUUCUCUUGCCUCAUUUAUAUUUUGUUAUCUAUAUCGCAUUUCUCAUACUUCAUUUGUGAAUCUUUUUCUAUCUAAUAUUUCAAUUCCUUACUUAAUAUCGCAUCACACUGUCUAAUACCUUAAUUUCUCGUAACGUGUAUCACGCUUAC
Molecule: messenger RNA, 4760 nt
Organism: Neodiprion fabricii
Lineage: Eukaryota; Metazoa; Arthropoda; Insecta; Hymenoptera; Diprionidae
Product: transmembrane protein 8B-like
Exons: 4
Coding region: 145-2280 (711 amino acids)
Cellular component (GO): plasma membrane
Source: RefSeq, a predicted model, not a curated record